GAUAAAAGAUAUAACCGUUGAGAGCGCUCUCUGACAUUUGAAAUUUCAAACGGACAUCUCAGGCCACUAAUAAAACCAGUUUUAGACAGAGAAAAAGGCAACGAUACAGAAAGAGAAGCAACAAAAAGAGUUCAGUUUCUAUGUAAAACAGCCAUGUCUAAGAUGAAAACUGAUAGCAAGCCUCCGCUGGCUAGGUCGCCAAUUCGGGUUCGACCACGUCGAGUCCUUCGAUCAAACUCAAGUUCUCUUCAAACCCCUCCAGGAUCUUUGACGAAAUCUCAAAAGUUAAUCCGUGCAUCAGACAUUGAAGAAUCAGAUCUUCGACCUGAAUACCGCACAAUUUCCUGCGAGUUUCAGGCCCUGGCAAAGAUGGUUCAAGAUGAACUCGGGGACAGUAAAUUGGGUAAUAACAAUAAUAAAGCUAGGUCGGGUACUGAGUUGAUUGGUAAUUCGAGUUUUUUCUUUGAAAGGGGUAGGUUUUAUGAAGAUUACUCAGCGCGAAGAAAUGAGAGGCUGAAGAGAAAGAAAAAUGAAACAGGUGACACGGCAAAGACUCCGUAUGAACUUGGUGUUACGGUUGAGUCUUCGAAAAGGAGGGAAUCGAAGAAGCUAGAGGGUCUGAGGAAGUCUGUUUCUGCUGCUUAUUCUGUGGAGAGAAGUGAGCCCAGAUAUACGCUGAGAAGCAUGACCAAAGAGAACAAGAAACCUCCUCUGCCUUUCAAUUCUGUAAUUGACACUCAAAGCAAAACUGGGGCUCGUAGAGUCAGGAAGAUAUGAAUGUUCAUUUUACGGAUUCUUUUUUUUUGCUUUUAGGGUUAUGUUUUAGGAUGACUGAACUUCAUUCAUGAAUCAAAUCUGUUUUCAUUGCAAUUUCAACAGAAAUCUGAUUGAAUGAAUGUUCUAUGGCUUUCACUACUA
Messenger RNA from Mangifera indica (mango), 918 nucleotides. RefSeq lists its product as uncharacterized. The transcript has 3 exons. Lineage: Eukaryota; Viridiplantae; Streptophyta; Magnoliopsida; Sapindales; Anacardiaceae. The record is from RefSeq and is a predicted model, not a curated record. The coding region runs from base 154 to 777 and encodes 207 amino acids.